Molecule: messenger RNA, 5110 nt
Organism: Cucumis sativus (cucumber)
Lineage: Eukaryota; Viridiplantae; Streptophyta; Magnoliopsida; Cucurbitales; Cucurbitaceae
Product: DNA repair protein UVH3
Exons: 18
Coding region: 121-4746 (1541 amino acids)
Biological process (GO): nucleotide-excision repair
Cellular component (GO): nucleus
Molecular function (GO): single-stranded DNA binding; DNA endonuclease activity
Source: RefSeq, a predicted model, not a curated record
GCAAAAUUCAACGGUAAAAGUGGGGAAAUUGGCAUCGGUUAUAAAUACGCAAGAGCUACCGGCGAUUGGCGGCAACGACGAACUGAAAACUGAAGCCUCCAGGUCAAGAGUCCGACAAGAAUGGGAGUUCAGGGUCUUUGGGAGCUCUUGGCCCCCGUCGGCCGCCGUGUCUCCGUCGAAACCCUAGCCGGGAAAAAGCUCGCCAUCGAUGCGAGCAUUUGGAUGGUACAAUUCAUAAAAGCUAUGCGCGAUGAUAGGGGAGAAAUGGUCCGAAACGCUCAUUUACUCGGUUUCUUUCGACGGAUUUGUAAACUGUUAUUCUUGCGGACCAAGCCUGUUUUUGUCUUCGAUGGUGCAACCCCAGCUCUCAAGCGCCGUACUCUCAUUGCUCGCCGUAGGCAGCGUGAGAACGCCCAGGCUAAAGUUCGUAAGACCGCCGAGAAAUUGCUUCUCAAUCAUAUCAAGGUAAUGAGGUUAAAAGAACUUGCUGAGGAUCUACAGAACCAGAAACAGCAGAGGAAGCAAAAUCUACCAAAAAAGAGUACCUUGCCAAGCCAUAAGGAAAAAUUUGAUGGUACUUCGACUUCUGAAAGGUUGGGAGCAUCAAUUAUGGCUGAGGAGAAAGGGAUUUUCUUGAGCAGCGCUUCCUCUUUUGCUGGUGCUACUCAUGAUAAAGAGGACAGUGAUGAACAGUCAACUGUGAACCAGAAGUACAACAAGGACUCAAAGGGCAAGGAGCUUUUGUCAGAUGAAACUCAUGUAGUGGGGAGUGAUUCAGAAAGGAUGGACUUGGCCUCAAGAAGUGCCCAUCAGCAAAAUUUAGAUGAGAUGUUGGCGGCAUCGAUUGCAGCAGAAGAAGCAAGAAGUUUGAAUGAAAAGGCAUCGACAUCUGCUGUUACAAAUCUGGAUGGUGAAGAUACAGAUGACGAAGAUGAGGAGUUCAUUUUGCCUGAAAUGCAUGGGGUAGUUGAUCCUUCUGUGUUGGCCGCUUUGCCACCUUCAGUUCAACUUGAUCUUCUUGUUCAGAUGAGAGAGAGAUUAAUGGCAGAAAACAGACAGAAAUAUCAAAGGGUCAAGAAGGACCCUGCAAAGUUUUCUGAGCUACAGAUACAGGCAUAUCUUAAAACUGUUGCUUUUCGACGAGAUAUUGAUCAAGUGCAGAAGGCUGCUGCUGGGAGAGGGGUUGGUGGUGUACAAACAUCAAGAAUUGCCUCGGAAGCAAACAGGGAAUUUAUUUUUUCAUCAUCUUUUACGGGUGAUAAACAGGCUCUUGCGUCUGGUAGAGCUGAGAAGAAUGGAGACAAAGAUCUACAGGCACCAAUAGUUCAGCAACCUUUAAGUUCCCUGAAAGGUACAGAAAUUCCUAGUACAUCCAAUUCUCUGGCUCGAUCAACCCCUGAUAAGUCAGAAGUUUAUGAGGAAAACAUUGAAACAUUUUUGGAUGAGAGGGGACGUGUGCGAGUUAGUAGGGUCAGGGCAAUGGGGAUGCACAUGACACGUGAUUUAGAAAGGAACUUGGAUUUGAUGAAAGAGAUUGAGAAGAAUACCAGUGCAAAGAAGGCUACAAAUCCCGACUUUAUGCAAAAUAUUCAAAUAUGUGAUCAACAAAGCUUUUCUUUUCAAAGCCAAGUUCUAGAUACUUCAGAUGAAGGUGUUGGUGGAUCCAUUAAUAAGUUGGAUGAGAGAGGUACAGGGUCCAUGCUGAAUGAAGAAACUGCUAUAGAAAUAUUGCUGGAAGAUGAGGGUGGGAAGUCUUUUGAUGGUGAUGAUGAUCUAUUUUCUAAUUUAGUGGCAGAAAAUCCCAUCGGAAUGGCUUCUUUUGAUAUCUCGACCCAAAAACUCUCUCUUGAUAGUAGGGAGGAAGCACUUGAUGGAAAAACUUAUAGUCCAAAAACUGUUGGAGUGGAUGAUCACUCCUUCAAGGAAGGAACCAUUAGUGAUGAGAGUGAAGUAGAUUGGGAGGAUGGAGUUUGUGAUCUUGUAAACCCAGUUCCUUUUGAAGCUGAUUUGGCAAAGUCAGUUUCUAAAGGUUCUUUGGAAGAAGAAGCUGACUUGCAGGAGGCAAUAAGAAGAAGUUUGGAGGACAAAGGAUAUACAAAAACUGGGCCUUUAUCUUCUGAUCAUCAGCAACCACAACCGGUGAUUGUCGGAAAAAAGGCUGAACAUUAUACGAGUGCCCUAAAAGAGAAUAUGAUUGGACUUGGUAAGCUAGAUAGUGAUGAUGGAAUGAGUUCUUUAAAUUUUAAUGAUUCUUCCGGGACAAAGGGAACGACUGAGAGUUUAUCUCAAAAAAUGCAAUGCUCAGAACCUGUUGUGUUGUUGGAUACACAAACCCACACACUUUCCAAACAGUUGGAUGCUUCUUAUAAUGAUGCUACAUUUUCUCCUAAAGAGUUAAAUGAAAAUAAUGAUACUCUUGAGCCCUUAUCUGAAGAAGCAUCUGGUGCAGUCCAAGUUGGGGACAUGAUAAAUAAUACUGUGGUUAAUUCUCCGUGUCAUAUGGUUGAGAUGGAAGGCUUUUACACUCCUGGGAAUGUUUCAUCCCCAAAAUCUUUUGCCUGUGAUAACCAUUUGAAGCAAAAUCUUCCUGUUAACAAGCAUAGUAAUGAUGUUUUGUUGGACGCGAAGGAUGCAAAAAUACCUACUGUUGGAAAAAUAAGUAGUGCAGAGAUUACAGAGGAUGAGUUGAUACAUAGAAUUUCAGUUCUGGAGCAAGAACGUCUGAAUCUUGGAGAUGAGCAGAAAAGACUUGAGCGUAAUGCUGAAUCUGUCAAUAGUGAAAUGUUUGCAGAAUGUCAGGAAUUACUGCAAAUGUUCGGCUUACCAUAUAUUAUUGCUCCUAUGGAAGCGGAAGCUCAGUGUGCUUAUAUGGAACUUGCAAAUCUUGUUGAUGGGGUGGUGACUGAUGACUCUGACGUCUUCCUGUUUGGGGCAAGAAGUGUUUACAAGAAUAUAUUUGAUGACCGCAAAUAUGUUGAGACAUAUUUUAUGAAGGACAUUGAACAUGAGCUUGGUCUGAACCGGGACAAGUUAAUUCAAAUGGCACUACUACUUGGGAGUGAUUAUACAGAAGGGGUUAGUGGGAUUGGCAUUGUUAAUGCUGUUGAGGUUAUGAAUGCAUUUCCGGAGGAAGAUGGGCUCCAUAAAUUCAAAGAAUGGAUUGAAUCACCAGAUCCAAGCAUCUUAGGGCCGCUUGGUGCAAAAACAGGGUUAAAUGCACAUAAAAGAGGGUCAAAAGCAAGUGAGAAUGACACGACUUGCUCAAAUAGCAGUGGUUCUGCAUCUGAAGAGAACAUAUCUAAAGAUCUGAAGGAAAACAUGGCUGUUAAACAGAGUUUCAUGAAUAAGCAUAGAAAUGUUAGCAAGAACUGGCAUAUACCUUCUGAAUUUCCAAGUGAAACAGUCAUUUCUGCUUACAUCUGCCCACAAGUGGACAAGUCAGCGGAACCUUUCUCCUGGGGGAAGCCAGACCAUUUUGUCCUUCGCAGAUUAUGCUGGGAAAAGUUUGGUUGGGAGAACUCGAAGGCAGAUGAAUUGCUUUUGCCAGUCCUGAACGAGUACAGCAAACAUGAGACUCAACUUCGAUUGGAGGCGUUUUACACUUUCAAUGAACGGUUUGCUAAAAUCCGCAGUAAGAGAAUAAAAAAAGCUGUUAAAAGUAUUACUGGGAGCAGGUCUGCCGUGUUGAUGGAUGAUGCUGUGCGGGAUGCUUCUGUAAAUAAUCAAAGAGAGCUUUCUGUUGAGCCUAAGGAGAACAUAUCUGAGAAAUGCUCAUCAGAAAUACAAGGUGCAUGUUCGAAUGAAGAGGACAGAGAAAAUAGACUCCAAAAACCUUCCAGGAAAAGGCAGCUAGAUGGAGAGCAAUCUCAAUUUGGUAAGGGUAAAAAACUAAGAAAGAAAGAAAAAGGAAAGAGAAGUGUAAGUGAGGGAUCACAUUCCAAGAGAGGGAGGGGGAGAGGCCGGUUGGCAUCGAGAGGAAAGACUCCUAUGACUGACUUGGCUGAAACCAGCUCCAGUGAUGAUGACGGUGAAUUUGACAAUCAGAAAUUUGAUUUGGAGAAUUUGCAGGAGCCUCAAGAAAGGAGACGAUCAUCACGUAUCCGAAAAUCUGCAAGCUAUGCAAUUGAUGAUGCAGAUCAACCAUCAGAUCACAGUGCGGAUAGAUUUUCCAAUGAUAAAGUUGAAAAAGAUGUGGUGGUCCAGGAUCAGUACACUUAUCCCAAAACUAUUAUAAGCCAAUCUCAAAAUACAGAAUCCAGUUCCAGAACUCCCAAGCAAUCUCUACAGAAUGAUUAUCUCGAAACUGGAGGUGGUUUCUGUCUGGUGGAAGAUGAAAAGAGCCGGCAAGAAAUGUGCCAGAACAAAGAUUCAGCUAUGGAGGCUAACAAUAGUGAAGACUACCUGACAAUAGGAGGCGGGUUUUGCUUAGAUGACAAUGAUGAAUGUGUUGACCCAGUUGCACACUCCGACCAAGCAACCAUAUUAGAAGCCCAGAAGGAUGACUUUGAAAAUGAUCUUAUUCCUGAUCAAUCAACCUUCUCUACUGAGGAACAUAUAGUUGAGAAAGAUACAGACGCACGUAUAGAGUCUCUGCACGGUUUGGGCAACUCGAAUCCUGUAAGUAAUCGAAACUCUUCCCAGGUAGGUGAGAAUGUGGAAGAGGAACCUAAGGAUCGUAGUGUAAGGGCAUUGGGAGGAGGUUUAAGUGCCAUGCCAAAUUUGAGAAGAAAGAGAAGGAAGUAUUGAGACAACGAUCGGUAAGUAAGAGUUCAAGUUUUUUGAAUGAGCUCUUAAUCUCACUUACCGUCUUUACACAAUUUUAGGAAGUUUAAAUAAUUUAUGUGUUUGAAUAGUGGAAAGCUCAGUAUUAAAAUUUAGGAAGAACACUUUUGUAAUAUAGGAAGAACACUUCUGUGUUCAUAGGUCAUUUUCUUUUUUUCUUUUCUGUUUUUUAGCUCAUUUUAAGGCAAAUUAACAAACACUCCCAAGUUUAAUAUUACUAUACCUGUGUUAACUCUAUAAUCUUAAGCAUAUGAACUUAUUUUGACCUUUCAAAACCAAAAACUAACGUUCUCCAAUAUGUAUGGAAUCAGAAGCUAGUUUAUUAUUA